AUGUACAACAUUGUUGACUCCCACAUACACCUCAUAGACGACUCCUUAAAACACAUAUGGCGCCGUGAACAGCCGGACGUGCUUGCAGGAAACCACCGUCUCGAAGAAUACACUAGUUCCAGUGAUUCACGAUACACAGUCACUGGAAUCGUCUGGAUCGAGGCUCUUUGCUCCCAUACGCUAGACAAUGGAAUGGAGGGUAUGAAAAACGGCAUCGAAGAGUGCAAGUACGUUCUGCGGUACAACGAUGGCGAGAAACCUGGAUAUGUGAAAGCGAUGAUUCCAUUGAUUCCACUUCCCUGGGGUACUCAAAUUACUGAAUACGUGGAUGUAUUGAAGAAAGAGCUUGGACACCAGUACAAACUCGUCAAGGGGUACCGGUACCUUUUCCAGGACAAACCGCCCAAAACCAUGUUGGAUCCAAAAGUGAUCGAGGGGUUGAAGUGGCUUGAUGCAAAUGACUAUGUUUUUGACUACGGCAUCGAUGUGCACAACGGCGGAAUCUGGCAGUUCGAAGAGUCUGUUGAGCUCUUUCGCCAGGUGCCCAACUUGAAGUACAUCAUCAACCACUUGACCAAACCGCACCUUGAGCUUGAAGUCGAGGGAAUUGAGGAAAACGAGCUUUUCAUCAAGUGGAAGGCUCUCAUGACUGAGAUGUACAAUCUCACCCCAAACUCGUACAUGAAGCUUUCUGGAAUAGCUGAUUUGACCUUCCCCUGGUUUAAAGUCACUUAUGACCUCUGGGGAGCUGAAAGAACAAUGUGGGCUAGCAAUUGGCCUGUGACGAAUAUAUACGGUGCUGAUGAGUUGAGCUCCCAGUGGUUCACGGUAUCGGAGGAUCUUUUGGAUCGUGUGGGCGCUUCCAAAGAGGACAGAAGGAAGAUCUACGAGACCAACUACAUCCAAGGGUAUAAUCUAUGA
Candidozyma duobushaemuli is the source of this 921-nucleotide messenger RNA. Its product is annotated as amidohydrolase family protein. The transcript is spliced from 2 exons. Lineage: Eukaryota; Fungi; Ascomycota; Pichiomycetes; Serinales; Metschnikowiaceae. Gene Ontology annotation, molecular function: hydrolase activity. The record is from RefSeq and is a predicted model, not a curated record. The coding region runs from base 1 to 921 and encodes 306 amino acids.